Trypanosoma grayi is the source of this 2271-nucleotide messenger RNA. RefSeq lists its product as hypothetical. The coding region runs from base 1 to 2271 and encodes 756 amino acids. Lineage: Eukaryota; Euglenozoa; Kinetoplastea; Trypanosomatida; Trypanosomatidae. The record is from RefSeq and is a predicted model, not a curated record. The transcript has a single exon.
AUGGCAACCACACUAUGCUUGGUCUGUUCCAGGUGCGAGCAUCCCAUCUGCUCCCGUGAUGACCUCCUCAUGACAGCUGUGGCUAAAGGGACAACGGAGAAUGCCUUUGUGUACAAUCUAGAAGACCUGCUGAAUCUGGAAGUCUCCGUGCCGUGCUACAGUGGCGAUGAAGUGGCCGAAGUGAGUGUUGUUGUCUCAGAGAAAAUACUCACAGCACCAUUGCCGCCGGCAGCACGGCUUCUAGCAUUAGAGGCUGUUGUAGAGUCGCAACGCCUGCAGCGACCGCAGCAAGAGGUGUCGCCGGACGCUGGUGGGGUAGCACAUGCACCAGGGGGAAGUGAUCGUGACACAGCUCAUUCUGGAGGCACAUCCUUCAUGAGUGGUGACACCACCGUUGACACAGGGACCGUCGAGGAGGAAAAUGACCAAAGCGAGGCGAACCCGACACAACCGGAGCAGGUCUCUUUAAACAACAGUAUCAAUGAACAUGUGCUUCGGUCGUUAGCGCGCUUCGGUGGAGUGAAAGAGUGCCGUGUGGACUUAAUCUGUGUCAAGGAGGACGUUCAGUUGGGCGGCCUUGUGUUAUGCACUAAAGAUCGCAGCGCCGGCGUGCCACCAGCACCACCCUCGUCGAGCUCACAGGGUGACGCUGAGAACAGCAACACCAACGACAAUGCACCGCAUUCCCGCGUGCCGCACUCCAUUGUUGAGGCGGCGCACCGUCCACCGCCGCCCACACAGUGGUCGACGCAUCCCGGCAACCUCGUUGUGGAAGAGGCAUACAUCCAGGUGCGGCGCCGCACUAAGACGGCACGGUGCCCGUGGUUCGAGGCCUACGACUGCCGCGGGCGGCUGGAGUGCUCGGACUGUCACCUCGGACUUGGUUUCCUGUUCGUGCGCAAAACGUGCGAGAGCGCCUCACCACUAACACCGACAGAAGACACGGUGGAGUAUAGGAGUGUGGCGCAGGCGGAUGAAGGGAAUGUCGAGGGCGUUCACGAACCCCACCAAAAGAGAGAGCGGAAGGAAGACGAGGGGCGAUGCGACGGGGGUGGAGAGCACCAGCAAGAACAAAAGUCUAAGGAUGGCGGCGGCGCGGAUCAGUAUCCUGACACCUUUGUGGGUUUGGAGCUCAAAAAGAUCCGCCAGCGUGAGUGGGGCCUCCGAGAUUUCCAAAAACGAUACGAGCAGGCGAAAAAUCUCAAGACUUUUCGCGAGUUGUUUCCUGAGGCGGAGGAGCUUGAAAGUCUGUACGGUCGCCUCACAGCGCUCCGGACGCAGUCGGAGCUUUAUAACAAUCUCCUUCGCAAGCACAAGGAGCAGAAUGAUGUGCAGAGUGCGCUUCUCCAAAGUCAAAAGGAGCGCAUUCACACAUAUGAAGAGAAGCUUCGUACCAUGCAGCAAAUCAUUGAGGCGCAGCGGGCGCAGCUCGAGAUGCAGGGCCGACAAAUCAAGCAUCAAGAAGAACUUGUGCGAAAUCACAAGAGUCAAGUUGUCACGCAACAACAUCAGAUACAUGUAGAGCAGCUGUUGCUCAGCGAACAGAGCAGAACGAUCGAGUCACAGCGAGAGCAGCUGACUCUUAUACAGACCCACUUGCGGGCUCGGAUGAUGAAAGAACAGCUAGAGGAACGCUGCGGUCAACUUACCACCCUUCUUCAACAAGCCGAGGAACAACAUCAGACACAAAGCUCUGUACUUGCUGCUGUCACCACACCGCUUCAAAGCAGGUUGCGUCCCACAACCCCUUUGAUGUCGCACCCUACAGGCGUUACAGGGCCUGCAUCCCGUGAUGAUGAGGUUGUACAACUAACCGAUGAGGAUUCUACCAAAAGGGAAGUGGAUUUGCAGCAGUACCGAGCAAAUCAAAGCAAUGUAUUGCCAUCUCUUCCUGUUGCUCGCAUUGGAGGAGCUAGUGGUAGUGGUGGGAAUGAGAUUAAAAGUGGUGCGGUGGAGUGCUGGUCUCAGAGGUGGGCAGAAAAAGCUUCACCAGCUGCCGUUACAACUAGUGGUGAAAAAGUUCGGCCUACAAAUACCUCUGAGCUGAGUACGGCUGAACGCACAGCGGCGAUUAUGCGCAGACUUGCGGAGGAGCGUGCGCGUCGGUGCGCUGCGGCGGAGUCAUCAGGUCCAACCAGCAGAUCUAUGAAGACUCCAAAGGUGGAGGAUGGGGUGCGGACUGCGGGGGGCGUGCAGGUACCGAGUGGAGAAAGCAGCAACAGCAGCGAGAGUAACAACGCGUGUCCCCAUCCUUCACGGCGGGAGGAAUAA